Molecule: messenger RNA, 1875 nt
Organism: Esox lucius (northern pike)
Lineage: Eukaryota; Metazoa; Chordata; Actinopteri; Esociformes; Esocidae
Gene: lnp1
Product: leukemia NUP98 fusion partner 1
Exons: 5
Coding region: 309-1010 (233 amino acids)
Source: RefSeq, a predicted model, not a curated record
AGCUGAACAGAGCAGAACAAAACAGAGCAGAACAGAGCAGAACAAAGCAGAACAGAACAGAACAGAGCAGAACAAAACAGAGCUGUCUGAACUGAGUGAAGUCCCAGACCAGUAGACAUGUGGAUGCUCAAAACAAUUUGAACUCGGAAACUGUUCUGAACCAGAGCUGCAGUGACUGACAGACCAGCAACAGACCUGGAACAGACCAGCAACAGACCAGGAACAGACCAACAACAGACCGGGAACAUUACCAGUAGUCUUUUUUUGGACCUGCUGCCUGUGAGCUCUUCACCCACACACCUGACAGGAUGGCUCUGAGGCUGCUUCCGGCCUUCGCCAAUGAAGACGAGGAUGAUGAUGGGAACUUUACUAACUGGAUGAGCAGCUACUGGGGCCAUGGAGACAGUGAGGGUGGCAACAGGAAGAACACGGAGAGGAAACGCAGCUUCAAGAGACCAGCACGGACACAUAAUGACCGCCGUGCCUCACUCCCCUGUUCGCUUGAUGCUAUGCAGCUGAAUCGUCUCCAACUGCAAGGUUCAGAGGUCAGGAGCCACUCCCGAGUACGCAGAGCAUCUUCUGACGACAACAGCCAUGCCAAGGAAUUUGUCCUGGAGAAGCGGAUUACCACCAUCCCAGAGCUGGCCGAGUCCUUUGAGAGGAGAUUGAAACUGCGCAACAAGCAGAGUGAAGCUGACGGCCUGUGUCUGAUCUGCCAUGAAGUUGUGCGUAAUGGAGUUGGAGUCAGAUUAGGAGCAGGAGUCGCAGCAGGAGUCGGAGCAGGAGUCAGAGCAGGAGUCCAGGAGCUGAACUGUUCUCAUCGAUUCUACAAAGAGGGGUCAAGAAGACCAGAGGAGGGCCGUCACCGGAGCAGCAGUGUGGCCGGAGCAUGUGAUCGGAGGACGUCUGGAGGAGACCAGCGAAGGAUGUCAGGGGACGAGCCAUUUUGUAAGGAGCAGGAAGACUGUCGUGUGCCCCAACGCCAGCACUCCCUCAGGAGACAACGCUGAACCCCAACGCCAACACUCCCUCAGGAGACAACGCUGAACCCCAACGCCAACACUCCCUCAGGAGACAACGCUGAACCCCAACGCCAACACUCCCUCAGGAGACAACGCUGAACCCCAACGCCAACACUCCCUCAGGAGACAACGCUGAACCCCAACGCCAACACUCCCUCAGGAGACAACGCUGAACCCCAACGCCAACACUCCCUCAGGAGACAACGCUAAAUCCCAACGCCAACACUCCCUCAGGAGACAACGCUAAAUCCCAACGCCAACACUCCCUCAGGAGACAACGCUGAACCCCAACGCCAACACUCCCUCAGGAUACAACGCUGAACCCCAACGCCAGCACUCCCUCAGGAUACAACGCUAAACCGGGUGGAAACACAGAAAUAUUUAACAUCAGAAAUCACCUUAACGUCUACACCUUCAUGUCUACACCUUAACGUCUACACCUUAACGUCUACACCUUCAUGUCUACACCUUAACGUCUACACCUUCAUGUCUACACCUUAAUUUCCAGACCUUAACGUCUACACCUUAAUGUCUACACCUUAACGUCUACACCUUAACGUCUACACCUUAAUGUCUACACCUUAAUGUCUACACAUUAACGUCUACACCUUAACGUCUACACCUUAAUAUCUACACCUUAACGUCUACACCUUAAUGUCUACAACUCACUAUGACUUCAACACCUUAACAUCUUUAUUUUAAUGUCUUCACCUGACUAUAACAUGUUACACCAGACUAUAACUUCUAAACCUUAAUGUCUUUACAUCAACCUCUAGAACUACUGUAACAUCUAGACCUGAUAAUGACAUCUACACCUGACCAUAACAUCUACACCUGACCAUAACAUCUACAC